CAUACCGUCCCCUUCGCCGUCGACGCUGUCCCUACUUCGGUCUUUUCUCUUCUUCCCCCUAGAGAUUUCACCCAUCUCUCGUCUGUGGCGCCGCCGAAGGAAGUUCUCCCGGGAACCCUAAUCGAUAGGAGAGGCUCGUUCCGGAUUUACUUUGUCCGUGUUGAAGCCAUUGCCUUGCCGAUGGAUGUGACUGAUACUUCUGAGCAGCCUGCGAAAUCAUCCAAAGAUGAACCUGAUUUUGAUCCAAGCAGAAUGAUUGGCAUCAUCAAGAGGAAAGCUUUGAUAAAAGAACUUGCUGCUGCUUACCAUGCUGAGUGUCUUGCCUGCUGCCAGAAACUUCUACAACUUCAAAGAAAAUGGGAAGAGGAACAGCAGUAUAUUAAAAGAAAAACUCCUCAGGAGUCCGGAAAGCAUACAACGAAGCCCUCUAAACGUCCAAAGAAGGGGAUGUAGAAAAUAUUGUCUCAAUCUUGUAUCUGCCCCCAUGUUCUCUCUUCCACAGAUUUCCUCUUCUUUUGAACUUAGCAUAUUACAUAGAUGAUAUGUUCAUGACAUGCAACACAGCCACUGACUGAUCCUUCAACAAGAAGCAAUGUCAUGGUGAUGCUUAAAAAUCUGUCUAGUUUUUGAUGUAGGUUUCUUCUUCUUGAAACUCGAGUGUCGACAGCUGUCUUUUGUGGGCAACAAUGAUCUUAAUCUCUAUUGUACUAUUCUUCUUCC
Messenger RNA from Musa acuminata AAA Group (dessert banana), 720 nucleotides. RefSeq lists its product as uncharacterized. The coding region runs from base 181 to 453 and encodes 90 amino acids. The transcript is spliced from 4 exons. NCBI's taxonomy places the organism in Eukaryota, Viridiplantae, Streptophyta, Magnoliopsida, Zingiberales, Musaceae. The record is from RefSeq and is a predicted model, not a curated record.